This is a messenger RNA of Strongylocentrotus purpuratus (purple sea urchin), 5721 nucleotides long. RefSeq names its product poly [ADP-ribose] polymerase 1 (gene parp1). The transcript is spliced from 22 exons. The record is from RefSeq and is a predicted model, not a curated record. The coding region runs from base 206 to 3271 and encodes 1021 amino acids. Lineage: Eukaryota; Metazoa; Echinodermata; Echinoidea; Camarodonta; Strongylocentrotidae. Gene Ontology annotation, molecular function: DNA binding; NAD binding; NAD+ poly-ADP-ribosyltransferase activity. Gene Ontology annotation, cellular component: nucleus.
GCCUGCAGCACAUUGCCAGACAGACAAGCGCUGCGCGAGGCGAGUUAGCAGCAGACUUUGACCCCUGAAGUUCAGCGUGUGUUGCCGAUCUGUUUUCGUGCCCGGGUUGUCCUUCUGCUUACUUAGUUCUGGAUCUGAUCUGAAGCCGGAGAGCCGUGACUACAUUUGUAUCCAAAACCAGGAGAAUUUGUCUGCGCUGCCCACAAUGGCUGAUGGUAGCUCGAAAGAUCUGCCCUUCAGGGUAGAGUAUGCUAAAAGUAACCGUGCAUCGUGCAAGUCAUGUCGCAACAAGAUUGACAAGGAAUCAUUGAGAUUGGCCAAAAUGGUGCAGUCUCCAGUUUUCGAUGGGAAGAUACCAAAUUGGUUCCAUUACCACUGUUUCUUCAAGAAGAACAAACCUGAGUCUCAAGCAGAUAUAGGGGGCUUUCCAAGUUUGAGAUGGGAUGAUCAACAAAGGAUCAAGGAAACACUGUCUGGAAAAGAAACUGGAGGAGCACUCAAGAGUGCAGAUCCUGAUGCAGAAGUUGACACUAUAACAACAUUGGCUCAGUUUAUUGUGGGCUAUGCCAGUUCUGGUCGGGCUCAGUGUCACGGUUCAGGUUGUUCUGAAAAGAUUGCUAUGAAAACAGUUCGGAUUGCCCUCUUGAAACCAAUGGAAGAACACCUAGACUAUGGACCUACACCUUGCUGGUAUCAUGUGGAUUGCUUUGUUAAUGCAAAGCACAAGGAGAAUGAUUACACUGAAUGGCCUGCUAAUGGGAAAGCCAGUAUGCUCACAGACUUUAACCUUCUCAAGGAUACAGAUAAGAAGAUGCUGGAAGAGAAAUUCAAGAAAGCAAUGCCAAAGACUAAAGGACAAGGCAAAGGCAAAACAGAUCCUCCUCCAGCAAAGAAGGCUGCUCCAAAAAUCAGCAAACUAGAUCGAGAUCUCAAGACCCAGAAUGAUCAGUUAUGGGCAAUCCGUGACCAGCUUUACCGAUGGGUAAAGAACAAUGGACUGAAGGACAUACUGGAAGCUAAUGAUCAACUAGUUCCUCCAGGAGAGAGUAGGCUUCUAGACAGUGUGGCUGAUGGCAUGAUGUUUGGUGCCCUUGAGAAAUGUCCAGAAUGCGAGAAUGGCCAGCUAGUUGUGAGUUCAUCAGGUCUGAGCUUUAAGUGUACAGGUAACCUGACAUCCUGGACCAAGUGUCAGUACAGAAGCAAGGAUGUUCCCAGGAGUAAGACAUGGCACAUUCCAGAAUAUCUUAAGGAAGAUAUUGAUUACUUGAAAAACUUCAAAUUUGUGGCGUACAACAAGGGUAAGAGACUGUUUCCGGAGGAGGAGGAAGGGGCUUCUACAUCAGCUGCAAGUCAAGAUGGAGCUGGUGAUGGCAAAAGAAAGAUAGUCAAGAAACCUGAAGAUAAGGCCCUAUACAACUGUACUAUUGUACUUCAUGGCAAAUUGUCCAAGAGCAAUAAACAACUGAAGACAACCAUCCAGGAUCUAGGAGGAGAGGUAGCUACUAAAAUCACACCAGAAACAGCCUGUGUCAUUAGCAAUGAAGCUGAGGUCAAGAAGAUGAACAAGAAGAUGAAAGAAGCUGAGAGCAAUGAUGUCCAUGUUGUUUCAGAGGAUUUCUUGGAUGCUGUUAAGAAUGGAGGUGCAGCUCUGAUGAUCACUCAACACAGCAUCUCUACUUGGGGAUCAGAUCCUACUACUAGAAUUGCUGAUACAGUUGCUGGUCAACUACCAACUAAAAGUAUUGGUCAACUUCAGAGAGAGAAAGAUGAGUCCAAGUUCACCUCUGUCAUGCCGAAGACCUCCAAGAUGCAGCUCAAAGGAGGAGCUGUGGUAGAGGAUCAAAAUCUAGGUCAUGCCACACAUGUUCACAAGGAAAAAGGUGUGUUAUACAGUGCAACAUUGGGUCUCGUAGACAUCAGCCGUGGAACAAAUUCUUACUACAAACUGCAACUUAUCAAACAUGAUUCGCAAGCCAAAUAUUGGGUCUACCGAUCCUGGGGACGAGUUGGGACUACUAUCGGAGGAAGCAAGUCAGAGCACUAUGGGUCUGACUUGGCUGGUGCUAAGGAGAUGUUCAAGAACACAUACCUGGAGAAGACCGGGAACAAGUUUGGUGCUAAGAACCCUAUCAAGCACCCCAUGAAGUUCUUUCCUCUAGACAUCAGCUAUGAUGAGGAGGAGGAGCGUAUUACGUCCAGUAAAGAGCGUGCAGGGAAGACAUCUCAGCUACCAAAACAGAUCCAGAGUUUGAUGAAAAUGAUCUUUGACUUAGAGGAGCUCAAGAAAACCAUGCUGGAAUUUGAGAUUGAUCUAGAGAAGAUGCCAUUAGGAAAGCUGUCUAAGAAACAGAUUGAGGAUGCUUACAGAGUACUCACUGACCUUCAGAAGUUGUUGACUGAUAAAGCCCCUAGAUCAGGCAUCUUAGAUGCCUCUAACCAGUUCUACACACUGAUUCCGCAUAACUUUGGUCUGAAAUCUAUUCCACUGCUGGACUCACUAGACAUCAUACAGGCCAAGACUCAGAUGUUGGAUAGUCUUUUAGACAUUGAGAUUGCAUACAGCAUGCUCAAAGAAACAGGAGAAGCAGGUGUAGACCCCAUCGAUGUUCACUAUCAAAAACUCAAAUGUCCCAUGGAGGUGGUUGAUAAGAAGAGUGAUGAAUUCAAGUUGAUUAAAGAGUACACAGACAACACUCAUGCAGCUACCCACAACUGGUAUCGCCUGUCUGUGGAAGAGGUCUUUAGGAUUAACAGAGAUGGGGAAGGUACAAGGUUCAAGCCUUUCAAGAAGCUUCAUAAUAGACAGCUGCUAUGGCAUGGAUCUCGUAAAACCAACUUUGGAGGAAUCCUGUCUCAGGGGCUCAGGAUUGCACCCCCAGAAGCCCCAGCAACUGGUUACAUGUUUGGCAAGGGUCUUUACUUUGCUGACAUGGUUACAAAGAGCGCCAACUACUGUUACGCCAAUGCCAGCAGUAACAUUGGGCUGAUGAUUCUCUCCGAUGUUGCACUAGGUGAUAUGUAUGAGCUUUAUGGAGCCAAGGGCAUGUCAAAGCCACCUGCAGGCAAACACAGCACUAAAGGUCUUGGACGCACUUGUCCUGAUCCAUCUGGAUUGGUUACCAUUGAAGACAAUCUUCAGGUUCCCAUGGGCAAAGGUUGCGAUAGUAACAUCAACAAUACCAGCCUUCUCUACAAUGAAUACAUUGUAUAUGAUGUUGCACAGGUCCAAAUGCGCUACCUCAUCAAGAUGAAGUUCAACUACAACUGUUGAUUAACGGAGAGACAGAUCAAACUGAGAGACAGAUCAAACUGAGAGAGAAUACCUGCCUAAAACCAGUAGAAGAUGGUCAAAACGGAUGAAACAAUGUAUUCAGUUGGGUCAGUGGAAUAUAAGAGGGUGCAAAAAUGUGUUGCUGAAUUGCUCAGAGACAGCAUGAAAGUGAUUAUUGAAGAGUACUCAUUGAGCAUAAUCAGCAACAAAUAAAUCAGACACUGAAAUAAGUACAAUGAAUAGUUGUUCUUUAUGAAAUCGGCUAACUACAGAAAUUUACUUUUGUACUUUUAGUUGUUUAUGUUUAUGCAGCUGAUAUUUUUCUACUUUAUUUUGAUUUAUACGUCUGCCAUUUGAUUAUUUUCUGCACAUGUAGAAUGCCAUCCAGUGUCCACCCCUUUUCUUUCUUUUUUUUUGGGGGGGGGGGGGGAUGAAUAUUAGCCUCUAAAUUUAUAUGUAUAUCAGAAUGUAUUUCUGACUAAAAGUAAAGUCUGAUGUAACACUUUGUUUAAUUUACUUGACAUUAAGUAAUCUAAAUCAUCCAUGCAGGUACCAGCAUCAUAGUAAGUUUGUAUAGGAUUGUAUCAUAGCUUAUCAUGUAAUAAGACAUGUGAAUGACCAGUCUUUUUGUGUCUCAUCACUAUGAACACAUGCGCAUAACUCCUAUUAAAACCAUUGUUAUAAAUGAUGGUGAUGUAUCAGAGGCGAUCAUUCAAUAGUGAUGUAGAAAUGAGGAACUAGGCUGUGAUCAGACCCAGACUCUCAUCUGGAAUUCUAUCAUUCUGACAGGCUAUGUACAUAAUUUAGGAUAUACAAUGUGAUCGCAUUUUGCAUUUAUACCAAUUCUAUUUUUUUUUAAAUAAAUUUUCUAUGUCAACAUUUGAUAGUAAAUAUAAAAAAACAAAGGAAGUCUUGUUUGCUUACAUACAAGCAUACUCAUGCUUUCUAUCACAUGCUUUCAAUAAUUAAUUAUUUACCUCUCUUGAAUAUGUAUGAAAAAAUGCCAUUGUUUUGCAGGCUAGUGCCAAUAAAUAUCAGACUGCAUAUUAUAGUUUGAUAAUGCGAUGAAGGCUGCAGAACCGGUUCUUUGAUAGGCCAAUUGACACAACUAUGAUAUUGUGCUCAUCUUUCAUAUUAAAUCUUUCUUUAUCAUAUUUUCAUGCCAGCCUCAUUUGCCAUGAAUCUUGCUUUAGCUGUAGUUUCUUUGCCUUCAUAAUCAUACAUAUAUAUAUGCUUUUUUUGUCUUCCUGUGGUUUUUAUCUCAAUGAUAUGGAUCUUCUUUUAUACUAGAUGUUAGGUAUAAGUCAUGUUUUGAGGAAUAAUUUUUCUAGAAAAGGAAAGUGAAUAUGUCUAGUCAUUGUAGAUACCUGUAAUGCAAAUUGUAGCAUCUAUUUUCUUCUACAUUCUGUGGUUAUAUCUUUUGCACUAUUAAUAUGUCAUGUACUAUAUAAUUCUGAUGUCUUUCACUGUCUGACUGUCUCUUUGUAGACUAUCUACAUAGAAAAUAUGUUUAUUCGUUAGUUGUUGUUUUUCACAAAAAGCCUAUUGUACCGACUGUGACAACAUAUUUCUGUUUAACUAUUAUUCAGAAUUUCGGAUCAUGAACAGUUUCAGAAAAUCUUUCCCCCAUACUGAUUUGUGAUACACUUCAGUAAACCUUGCAACACAUACAGGGUUAAUCCUUAAUUUGCUGCAACGUUUACGUGGAAAUUACAGAAAGAUUUCAUGUUUAAAAAGUGUGCAAAUAAUACUUACAUGUAGUGUCAUAAAAACAAUGCACAAUUAUACCAAGAUUACUAUGGUGUAACGAUUUGCAUAAUAAACGAGGUAUGGAGUGGCAACAGGUGUGGUAGGAAUAGUUCCAUAUCUUCUUACAAAAAGCAUAAUGUUGCCAAGAAUAGAAACAAAGGAAAGUGUUAUAUUGGCUAUUGAUUUGAAACAAUUAUGCUCGCGGUAAAAUAUUAUUACUAAAAUGUGAGGGAAAAUUUCUUUUUGUUGUGUCUUAGUUGCUAAAUUCUAUCUAGAACUUUCACUACUCUUAUAGGAAGGAAUCUUUUCUAUUGAAAAGUUUUAGUCUUUAUAAAAUGUUGAUAACUGUUUGAUACUAUAAACAUGUUUCAUCGCUCGGUGUGGUAUGAUGUCAAUUGUUAAGUACCCAAUGAUAUUAUUACAUGUACAUUAAGUUAAAGCAGUUUGAUCAUGAAGUACAGGAAAUGUUUGCCUCAAGAGUGUGUAAAAAGAAAUAAUGCUAUCUCAUGUAUGUUCUUGUUUGUUCUUGAGAAAUUACAUUUGUGAUUGAGGCCAAACUUAUUAAACUGUAACAGUUUAAUUUAUCUAUGUAUUAAAUGCAAGUGCACCAUCUCUAGACCUGCAUUCUAUUCUAGUUCCAGAAAGUAAAGAAUAGUUUUCUUCAUUUCAUAUGAAUCUUGAAAUAAACUCAUCAAAUUGAA